Molecule: messenger RNA, 1520 nt
Organism: Mizuhopecten yessoensis (Yesso scallop)
Lineage: Eukaryota; Metazoa; Mollusca; Bivalvia; Pectinida; Pectinidae
Exons: 8
Coding region: 286-1449 (387 amino acids)
Source: RefSeq, a predicted model, not a curated record
UACCAGUCAGACUUUUCACUUUUCACAAUCGGAGAAUUCAAACAAAGCGAUUACGAUAUAUUACACACACGCAAUCAAAACUACGAAGGAAAGGGAUACCAAAGAACAAAUUGGGAGAACAGACCCCCUACAUCGAUCAUAGUUUCAGUGAGGACGUUUGAAUGUAAUGCAGAAGAAAUACCGUUUGUAUCACAAACGUUAUACCAACAGUCGUUUCUGACAUUAGGGGAACUGCCGGACACUUGGUUUGAACGAAGUCCAGCUACAGAUCGACAGGGAAACCGAAUGGAAUUGAUCCGCCAUAUGGAUAAUAGUUUGUUCAUAUUCGGAAGAAAGGAUCAUGGUGUGCUAUACUGGAUGAUUUCUGCUUUACGGAAAGUUGGGGCGGGAUGGAAAAACUUCAUAUUAACGUCGAAGAUGAAAGUGCCACCGGACUACAAUGACAUCAGUGACGAUGCCCUAGUCCCUGAUUCCGAUUUCUUUGAUGAUCAGCUUGAUCGUACAAAAGUAAUUGGUGUGUAUGCAGUCUAUGGAAAUUUGCAACUCCAGAUUAACGAACACCAAUGCAUUCGUUCAAUAAAUGUAGAUGAUUUUGACCAACAAAGUCAGGAGACCGCUGUUACCAUUGACAUACGAAUGUUUCUUUCGACUGACGCACCAGAUGUCCUAUGGCGGGUUACAUUGAAAGGAUCGGGUGAUGUUCCGUCCACUAUCAAAUUUGAAAGCGUCGUUUGCCCUGCAAAUAUCACCAUAGACGCACGUGAUAGCCGUACCGGACAGGGCGUUAACGUCAGAGUCACUUUCCUAGAAGUCGAUGGUGACUUCAACAUUGGGAAGUUUAUAACAGUUCAGGGAUAUUACACGGACCUCACAGAACCAUCAGACGGAAAACCAACAGACAUAGUAGCUGAAGCUCCAGCGCCUCUCUCAGAAACAACAACAGCAAAAUCUUCACAAGAAAAAACAUCCGAAAACCCAUCUCACGAACAAACCUCUGAACAUCCAUUUCAAGAAAAAAAGACAACUUCAAAACAACUGUCGCCAAGGCAAACAUCAAUUACGCAAAUAUUAACUACUCAGACAUCCACUUCACAACGGUACACAACACGAAUAACACCAGUUACAACGGGGGAAACAAAAAUGAAUUCAACUUUAAAGUGUUAUGAGGACUUACCCCGAAACUGGAACACGCAAAUCAACAGCUCCGAGCUGCAGGCCUUGCAGGCAGAAGUCGUAAAACUCAAGCAAAGCCUCGCUGUAAACAAGUCUGCGCUCUCUUCUACCAUCAGACGAAAGAACAGUGCACCCGACAUGCGCAUUUCGUCAAAGAUCAUGGGUUAUGUGGGCGGAGCCAUUAUGGCGGUGAUAUUCGGAGGCCUGGUGAUUAUCGACCUCCCUACAAUAGCAAAAGCAUUGAAACUGAUGAAGCGGAAUGUGAUGGGGAAAUGACGCGACAUGUAUGUGUUGUCACAGGUCAUUGUCAUCGUCACAACGAACAGUUCAAGGCGUGCUCCUUUUUU